Molecule: messenger RNA, 1878 nt
Organism: Salvia miltiorrhiza (redroot sage)
Lineage: Eukaryota; Viridiplantae; Streptophyta; Magnoliopsida; Lamiales; Lamiaceae
Exons: 4
Coding region: 1-1878 (625 amino acids)
Molecular function (GO): zinc ion binding
Source: RefSeq, a predicted model, not a curated record
AUGGCCACUGAUGAUCAAUAUACGUACGAGCCUCAGUUCGUGGAGGAUGCUGGUAAUGUAGAUGAAGAUUAUGUUCCAUCGUCUGAAGCCGAGACUGAUACAAGCGCCUCUGAAGACUUGUCGGAGCCAGAGAACGUGAGAAGGGCGGGGAUUGAAUAUGCAGGUUGGCAGAAUUUGCAGAUCGACGAGGAUGAUGACGAACAGGGCAAGGAAUUUUCUGUCAGCAAAUCAGACAGCAGACGAGUCUACGUCAAAUGCAAGCAUUCAGAUACGUGCCCCUUCAAGCUCCAUGCAUCGUCACAAGAUGGAGUCAUUUGGGGAGUGUAUAAGUUCACCAAUGAGCACUCAUGCGACAGUGAGCUAGGGCGCGUAGCGCGAAUAAAGGCCCCCGCAAAAGUCGUCGCAGCAUAUUUAGCACAGAAGAUACAGGACGAUUGCGAGAUCUUGAAGCCGAAGGCCAUCCAGCUGGAGCUGCGACGUGAGUUUGGCGUACAGAUCAAGUACGAUGUUGCAUUGCGAGCCCGUAAUCGAGCCACUGAGAUGGUUUAUGGUCGACAUGAUCAGUCCUUCGAGAUGCUGCCCAAGUACUUAUACAUGUUGAGACAAUCCAAUCCCGGUUCGAGGGUGGAGUGGGAAGUUGACGAUGAUGGCCGAUUCAAACACUUAUUUGUUGCUCUUGCAGCUUCGGCUACCCCUUUCAUGUUCAGCUUACGGCCAGUGAUUGUCGUCGAUGGCACACACUUGAAGGGCAAGAAUAGGGGUAUUUUGUUUGUUGCAGUGACGAAGGACGGCAACGAGAGUUUGUUCCCACUCGCGUAUGGUGUUGGCCCGAAAGAAAACGAUGAAUCGUGGAGUUAUUUCAUGUCACGCAUUCGACGUGUUUAUGGCCAAGCCGAUCCACUUUUGAUUGUCUCUGAUCAGCAUAUCUCCAUUGCCAAUGCUAUCAGGAAUGAGUUACCAAAUGCAACCCACGGCCUAUGCUACUACCAUUUGCAAAAUAACCUGAAGCAUUACGGUAAGGCAGUGGUCGAGGUGUAUCGACAAGCUGCAUUUGCGUACGAGAAGUCCGACUUCAAUAGGGCUAUGAACGCCCUGAAGGUUAUGAAGAGAGCCGCGUACGAUAAACUAAUGGGGAUUGGGCCGGAGAAGUGGGCUCGUUCGAUGUGUCCUAUGCCUGUGCGACGCUACAGUUUUAUGACAUCAAAUGCUGCUGAAGCUUUUAAUUCCAGAUUGUUGUGGGCAAGAAGACUUCCUAUAUGCUCGAUGUUAGAGGCAAUCAGAAUUGUUAUUGAGAAAUGGUUCAGCGAGCGACUAAGGGCUGCACAACAAAUCGAGCAAGGCUUGACUGUUGAGGCUGGUAAAAGGGUAGCUAUUGAAGUCCAAAAAAGUCGUCGAUACACUGCACAAAGGUUGAGUGGCAUGAAGUAUAAGGUGCAAACUGCUGACAGAAGCUUCAAGGUGGAUCUAGAGAAGAAAAAAUGCGAAUGUCGAGUAUUUCAGCUAGACCAACUGCCCUGUUCUCAUUCAAUCGCUGCAAUAAGUGAAGCCGGUGAUACGAUCGCGGAGUAUGUAGACUCGUACUACACGAAUGACUUUCUUAUCGAUACUUACUCUCGCGAAGUUAAUAAUCUCCCGCCGAGACGCCAGUGGUUGGUUCCCGAGCACAUCGCGGAGCAGGUUGUAUUACCUCUGAUUGUAAAAGGUCAAGCGGGGCGCCCAAAAGAAGGUAGACAUCGAGGCGGUGGUGAAGGCACCAGCACACAAGCCGAUGAGUCUUCUAGUAUCAGGCGUCGUAAACCAAAGAAGUGCAGCAUCUGCCAUGAAGAAGGACACAGCAAGAGAACGUGCGCUGGCAGGGCGACUGAGCCCAGGGAGUAG